AUCUGUUUGUCAAACAUAUUUUCUAACUUCAACGAUUUCAAGUUUAAAUUUUAAAAAUAUUUUGAUUUUCAAAAUAUUACUGGCCGCGUUUGACAUGGAACAACACUAUGAGAAUGCAACUAGUCAGACUUAUAACUGGACUUCAUCGAAUUCAACCACCGAAACUCCAGAACAAUCAUUUGUGUACUGGAUGAUCAACUUAAUUGUAACUUUUGUAGUUGCAGCGACUGCAAUGUACAUUUUUACAGCCCUCAUUUACAAAGAAAUCUCCACUUCGGGAAAAGAAGACUCGCAAACUAUGACGUCGGCCAGACUGAUGAGAAUAGUUAAAAUCACAAUGGCAUUUCUUGUAUUUACUGAAAGCGUUACAUACGCGAGCUUCAGAAUUUUGUCUUUUUAUGGGAAUCCAGAUUAUUGCUAUAUUGAAGAAAUAGCCAGAGGUAUCGUAGCAAACAUUGGGAGUUUCAAUAUAUAUGUUUUGUUUUGGCUCAGACAAAGAAUAUUGUACAAAAACCCGGUGCUGAAAGAUUUAACCAAUGUUCUCACGCGUACUUUAAGUACUGUCGCCAUCGCAUUGAUUGUGAUAUGGCAUAUUGCGUUGGGGGUUAUAUUUUCUAGAGUUCCGUUUAUACAUGAAAUAGUAAAUUACAAAUGUAAGCUUAUAGUUAGUGGCACAAUCACUGGUCUGGUUUGGAUUGCACUUUUUGCCACAGUCGCUCUCCUACAAUCAAUAUUAUUAUUUCUUUUUCUACAUCCGCUUUAUAAACACCGAAUAAAAUCCAAGUGGAUGAACAAUAAAAACGUGACAGACUUGCUUCCUGUGAUGCAACGAGCGUUUGCUGGGACUUUAGCGUUUGUCGUUUCUGGAGCAGUAAUUAAUAUGACUGGUGGAUUUAUAAAGCACGAUUGGAUUGGUCCUAUUCUCAAUUCCAUAGGCCAAUUUCUUGAUGUUGUUAUUGUCACACUGUCGUUUGCCGAUUGGAAACAAACAAUUUUAUUUCGUAGCGAAGAAAAGGCAAGAGAAUCCGCAACCACAAUGAAAACAACCGUUCGGAUUUCCCUGAAUGUUGAACCAAAAUCAAAACCGAAUACUUCAAAAUGAGCAUCAUAGAUUUUAUAUGACUUUGUAAAACUCGUUAAAUGUGCUUAACAAUGACUGAAUUACGUUAUAUUAUACGACUCUAUUUAAACACUUCAUGCCGCAGUGGUUUCCUAAAUUAAUUGACGGCCCAAAUUUGAAGCUGAAAGAUAUUCGCGGGCCAGGAAUGGGGAACGCACGCACGGGGUCGAUACCGGUAAUUACGAUAGGGAAUCGUUAAGAUACCGAAAUGAAUUGUUACUAAUACACACAUGCCUAAACUGUGAUAAUGACGUAACAAUUAGCGAUACCUAAAACACAAAAAAUAUAACAAAGUGUUAAACCAUUCCAGUAGAGUCCGGGAGACCAUAUUGAAUCGUUACGCGUUCGUUAUUGGCCGGCGGGCCGGGAACCACUGCUUUAUGGCACUUUGAAGUUUCUAUUAGUUAAAAUACGUAAUGUACUUUCAUCUGUAAUCGUGUUUCUUUUUAUAUGCUGCAUAUAGCGAAAUGCAUUUUUUGUGUAUUAUAUACGUAAUGUGUAUCAUUUGUUUAUUAAAUUAGAGUUGAUCUCGCCUUA
Molecule: messenger RNA, 1657 nt
Organism: Styela clava
Lineage: Eukaryota; Metazoa; Chordata; Ascidiacea; Stolidobranchia; Styelidae
Source: RefSeq, a predicted model, not a curated record